Molecule: messenger RNA, 639 nt
Organism: Neurospora hispaniola
Lineage: Eukaryota; Fungi; Ascomycota; Sordariomycetes; Sordariales; Sordariaceae
Exons: 2
Coding region: 1-585 (194 amino acids)
Source: RefSeq, a predicted model, not a curated record
AUGAACCCACAACCAGAGCCCUCGGCUAUCCCCAUCAGCCUCCUCUCCCGAGCUCCAUCACCCCCGGGCCUCACAGACACCUCCUGGACCCCAGGAACCCACGACCCAGAAGACAAAGCCCUCGCCCUAAUCCCCAUCCCUCCCCUGAAUCGAGACCUCUCCAACUACCAACAAUGGGAACACGCGCUCUGGUUCCACAUCGUCUACCAUCGCCUCGUCGGUUUCCUCCUGCCGACAAGAUACCCCCACCGAGAGUGUCCGGAAGCCGAAGAUAAAGAUAAUUGGACACGCAAGGUGCUGCAUACGUAUGCGAUUGUGUUUGCUAGUGUUGGAAGGGAGGUGUUGGAGGAUAUGGCGAUGGAUGGAGACCUAAGAUUUGAGGUGUUUGGGGAUAGGGAUUAUUGGGCGCCGGAGUUGAUGGAGGGGGUGCAGAGGUAUAAGGAGUUGGUUGAGGGGAGGAUGGCGAGGGACUCAAAUGAGGUGGAUGAGAUGGACGAGGCGGAUGAUGAGGAUAAUGAGAAUGAUGAGGAUGAGUUGCUUGUCCAGUUGAGGAUGUGGAUGUUGGUGGAUGGGGUGUUUGAUUGAGGGUUGGAGGAGAUAGGUUGGGGAUUUGGGUUUGGGAAGGAUAAGAGGGGGUGU